This is a messenger RNA of Pochonia chlamydosporia 170, 741 nucleotides long. RefSeq names its product Isy1-like splicing. Bases 1 to 741 code for a protein of 246 amino acids. The transcript is spliced from 2 exons. The record is from RefSeq and is a predicted model, not a curated record. Lineage: Eukaryota; Fungi; Ascomycota; Sordariomycetes; Hypocreales; Clavicipitaceae. Gene Ontology annotation, cellular component: post-spliceosomal complex; Prp19 complex; post-mRNA release spliceosomal complex. Gene Ontology annotation, biological process: mRNA 3'-splice site recognition; generation of catalytic spliceosome for second transesterification step.
AUGGCUCGAAACUCGGAAAAAGCCCAGUCCAUGCUCUUUCGCUUCCGCGAAGCCCAAGCAGCAGACCUAGGCAUCAUCGACGCUGGCCGCGCACGCCGUCCCAAAGCCAUCACUGAAGUCGACUCCGUCCCUCUUUGCGAAAAAUGGCGCGGCCAAGUACUCAAGGAAAUCUCUCGCAAGGUCUCGCGUGUCCACGAUCCGGUCCUGAGCGACUACCAAAUCCGCGACCUCAACGACGAAAUCAACAAGCUGAUGCGUGAGAAACACAUGUGGGAAGUGCAAAUACGAAACUUGGGAGGACCGAAUUACAUGCGCACGGCAGGGAGGAUAUACGACGAAGAAGGGAGGGAGAUACCGGGCGGUGGGAAAGGAUAUAAAUACUUUGGCCGAGCAAAAGAUCUACCGGGUGUGAAGGAGUUAUUUGAUGCUGCCAAGACCAAGGCAUCGCAGAAAGAGGACAAACCCUUGGGCGACAGUAGAGACAUACGGAAGAAUGUGGAUGCAGCGUAUUACGGAUAUGCGCCAGGGGAAGAGGAUGAGGCUUUGUUGGCAUAUGAGGCGGAGAAGGAGAGGCAGGCGAUGGAGAACUUGUUGAAGAAUGGGUCGCAGGAACCACCGGAAGGAUGGGAAGCUUUGCCAGGCGAUACGGCAGAUGGGGAGGUUUGGGUGCUGCCGACGAUGGAGGAGGUUCAGGAAGAACUGAUCGAGAGGAGACGGCAGAAGCUGCUGGAACAGUUGUAA